CUCAAGCCAGUGCUUGUCGUGCCGUCGCCGCAGGGCGCGCAGGGCUUCCGGGCGAUGCCGCCGCGUCGCCAGUCCCCGCGCGAGCGCACGAGCAUGGACGCCAAGCUUGUGGUGCAGAACACACUCAUCAACGCUGUCCCCAAAGACUCCGACGAGGUGAUCCCCCGCACGAGGUCGGAGCCCUACCCCAGUGGUAGGCCGUCUGAGCUUUGCGUGGACAUGUCGGAGGAGGGCGGCCAGGGCCCAGACCUGGUCGUCCAUUCGGCGCCUCAGGACGACCACCCGUUGGCCUGGCUGACGCCGACGCCGCCGCCGUCGCCGCGCCAGAUGGGGACUUGGUACGGUGAGCCCAGGGAGGCCCCCGAGGACGUCACGACCCUGGCCUUCGUGGAGGCGCCGGUGGAGGCGAGCGCCGGGGCCCCGCAAGGAGGCGCCGGCGCCGCAGGCGCGCCCACCGACGGCCCAGACGGCGAGGCGAUCGAGGGCUGCGCCGCCAGCGCGAAGCCAGGGUGGAGGACCUCCCUGAGGAGCCUCCGCGGGAAGGGCGGCUUGUGCGGCGGCAGCGCGCUCGGCAGAACCCCCACAGCGACGCUCGCGUUCUCGUCCGAGAGCACAGUGGCGUCGGGCCGGGGCAGGAGCGCCAGCCCGAACGUCAUCCUCUCGGAGCCCCUCGGCUGCCAAGUGCCCCUGCCCGCGUCGCCGGUGUUCUGUGGUAUGGUCCCAGUCGCCGUGCCCGUGGGGAGCGGCGUGGGAGGCGGCGUGGUGGCGCCAGUAAUGGUGCCGGCAGAGGCGCUGCUGGCGGCGGAGACGCCGGCACUGACAGCAGAAGCACCGCUGGUGGCGGGCGCGACGUUGCCAGAGGCGAGCGCGGCAAUGCCGGCGGCGGCCUUGUCCGCAACGCUGGCGGCGACGCUGCCCGCCGCGCUCGGGCCAGCCGCGGGCGCGGUGCCGCUCCCCGUGGCGGCGCUGCCGCCGCAGUGGCCGGGGCAGAUGGCCGUGGCAGUGCCCUUCCCGGGGGUCACGGUGGCGAUCAUGAAUUGCGGCGCGAGCCGGGCGGCGGGCUCGGAGUACUGGGAGGGGACCGCGGCGACGGCGCCGGUGACGACCAUGAGUUGCGGCAUGAGCCAGGCUGGUGACCCGGAAUACGGGGGGGGGACCGCGGCGCCGGCGCAGGAGCCGCACCGGAGAGGCCAGCGUGGUCUGACGUCGUUGUCAUCGCGCCCUUCCCGCGCCACCCGAUUGACCACGAGCGACUUGUCGUCGUCGCGACCUGACCGUGCAGCGCAGCGCACCGGCCGCCCGCGCGGUGGCGGCGUCGUGACCGCCCGGGAGCAGCCCUCCAGCCAGGGGCCAGCGUUCGGGCGGCUGCACAAGCUGCACCGCGACGCCCAGGACAGCGGCAUCGUCAACGAGGACAGCCGGACGUUCACGAAGCAGUCCUAUCACGGCCGCCUCUCGGUCAUCACGGAGGACCAGGUGCACUCGAGCGGAGUGUUGCGGUACGCCAUCACGUUUGCCAGCGGCGAACUGAGUAGCGCUGACGGCGUGGGCUUCGUAUUCUCCGACAGGCUCCCGUGCCCGAAGAACAUCCAGAAGCUCGUUUCCAUCUUCGUCAACAGGACUGGGCGCAUCUGCAUGCGCGCCCUGUCGAACGUCGUGAGGUACGACGUGGGCGUCAAGCAGCUCGAGGUUGGGGACUGGGUAGAGCUAACUGUGGACCUGGAUGGCCGCAUUGCUGAGUUCACGGUUUGGGACGCCGAGGACGGGUCUUCUUCAUCAGCGAGCUUCGCUUUCGGGGCGGCUUUGAAGCAGAUGGAGCACGCGAUGUCCAACUUGCCGCAGGCAUCGUGCGGGUACGUCGCUUGCGUCGUGAAGAACGUGGGCGUCACCGUGGCCCUGGGGUCGUGACCGACAUCUGGCCGUUUGGAUGGCGGCUGGGGGAAGGGGGGGGGGAUGCGAGGAGGAUCGAGGAUUAGCAUGAAGAGAAAGAGAAGGGAGGAUGUAUGCACAAGGAAAGGAAGGUCAACGUGCCUCCUGAGCACGCGUGCGGAUGUGCGCCACCUUCUGCGAUCUAAUGUGCAGUUGGCGCUUUCGUGGCACUGUGUGCAGCGGCAGUGCUUCAUUCAUCGUCCUAACGUGCUACGUCAGGCGAGUACUUCGCACUGCUGCUGCGCAUCCUGCCUGUACUCAGCCUGCUGAGCUGUUGCCUUCCUCGAAUGGCAUUGGGGCCGUGCUUUAUUUAGACUCCUUGUACAGGCAUUUGCCGAUGGUUGACCAGUCGAACUCCUUAGGACAGCAAGUAUAGUACGCAGAACAGGGGGG
This is a messenger RNA of Prorocentrum cordatum, 2322 nucleotides long. Lineage: Eukaryota; Dinophyceae; Prorocentrales; Prorocentraceae. The record is from the annotation of a GenBank genome assembly.